AUGCAGACGAGCGGCAUCAACGACAGACCAUUGAACGACAGACCACUCACUGCUGUCGAUACCAACGUCAUCGAGGGGCUAGACAUCGAAGCCGCUAUGGCGGCCCUUGACGAUGAGACGAUUACGUCGGACAAGGUCAAGGAUCUGUUCGCCAGUCUGGGCGAGAAAGCGAAAGCCUCGUCUACUCGGGUAGCGGCUCUACCGUCGUCACAGCUAAAUUGUGCAGAGCUUGAAGCUUGCAAGCAGCGACUGAAAGACAGGUUAGAGCAUCUUCGUUCCACGAGAGAUGUGCUUGGUGCAUAGUCCGUGAACGCCGUACAGCAGACACCGAGGGCUAAUUUGGUGACGCACCACUGUACAGAGUAGUAGACGUUUUUGUGCCGAGGGGGAAUGGGCUCUUGGCAGGAUUUAUAGCCUGUGCGCUGGUUGUCGCGGAGUAUGUGACCAGUCGCAUGGUGUACCCUGGAGAGGUUUUAGUAUGAAGUACUCCAAGUGCGUGUG
Messenger RNA from Ectocarpus siliculosus, 501 nucleotides. Lineage: Eukaryota; Phaeophyceae; Ectocarpales; Ectocarpaceae. The record is from the annotation of a GenBank genome assembly.